Messenger RNA from Pipistrellus nathusii (Nathusius's pipistrelle), 207 nucleotides. NCBI's taxonomy places the organism in Eukaryota, Metazoa, Chordata, Mammalia, Chiroptera, Vespertilionidae. The record is from the annotation of a GenBank genome assembly.
AUGUCGGAGGUGCUGCCCUACGGCGACGAGAAGCUGAGCCGCCUGCAGGACACCAGCAACUUCUUCGGCGCCGGGCAGGGCAAGCGGCCGCCCAAGCUGGGCCAGAUCGGCCGGAGCAAGCGGGUUGUUAUUGAAGAUGAUAGGAUUGAUGACGUGCUGAAAACUAUGACAGACAAGGCACCUCCUGUGAAUAUUGCGCAGUUAUAG